UCCGGUCGGCUCGACAGGAAACCAAACAAGGGAUUCGGCUAUGAACAAUCUUACGUGUCAUUCCCAGAGUUUCAGUGAUUCACAAAUCUCCUGGAGACUUUUGGUGAACGACAUCCUUGCACUGUGACUCUCCUCUCCCCCGCUCCGGCUCGCUGCGGUCACCCUGGCAACGGCUGCUAACGGCAGAAGCAUGAAGGCUUUGAUCCUGGUCGGGGGUUACGGGACCCGGCUGCGACCCCUCACACUGAGCGUCCCCAAACCGCUGGUGGAGUUCUGCAACAAACCCAUCCUGCUGCACCAGGUGGAGGCACUGGUCAAGGCCGGCGUGGACCAUGUGAUUCUGGCGGUGAGCUACAUGUCGGAGCUGCUGGAGAGAGAGAUGAGAGUCCAGGAGGAGAGACUUGGGAUUCGUAUCUCUCUGUCUCAUGAGAAGGAGCCUCUGGGAACUGCGGGCCCCCUGGCGUUGGCUCGAGAGCUGCUGAACACCGACAACGAGCCCUUCUUCGUCCUCAACUCGGACGUCAUCUGUGAUUUUCCGUUCAAAGAUCUGCUGCAGUUCCACCACAACCACGGCAGGGAGGGCACCAUCGUGGUAACGCGGGUGGAGGAGCCCUCGAAGUACGGCGUGGUGGUGUUUGAGGCGGACAGCGGCAGGAUACAUCGCUUCGUCGAAAAACCGCAGGUCUUCGUCUCCAACAAGAUCAACGCCGGCAUAUACAUCUUCAAUCCCAGCAUGCUCAGCAGGAUCCAGCUGAGACCAACGUCCAUAGAGAAAGAGAUAUUUCCUGUCAUGGCGGAGGAGGGACAGCUGUACACCAUGGAGCUACAGGGUUUCUGGAUGGACAUCGGUCAGCCUAAAGACUUCCUGACAGGGAUGUGCAUGUACCUUCAGUCGGUACGACAACACGCUCCCGAGAGGCUACUCACGGGGCCAGGUUUCCUAGGCAACGUCCUGGUGGACCCGACGGCGCAGAUCGGCCAGAACUGCACCAUCGGGCCGAACGUCACCAUCGGCGCCGGCGUGGUGGUGGAGGACGGGGUGCGGAUCAAACGCUGCACGGUGCUGAAGGGGGCCCGGGUCCGAUCGCACUCCUGGCUGGAGAGCUGCAUCGUGGGGUGGAGCUCCUCUGUGGGCCAGUGGGUUCGUAUGGAGAACGUUACGGUGUUGGGCGAGGAUGUGAUCGUGAACGACGAGCUUUACCUGAACGGUGCCAACGUGCUGCCUCACAAAUCCAUCAACGAGUCGGUCCCCGAGCCGCGAAUCAUCAUGUAGCAUCGGGCGGAGGAGAAGAAUCCCGGCGCCUUUUGCACAAACUCCACCAAGAACUGUGCCAGAAUGAGAGAGCGAGAGGGUGGAACAGACGGGUGGAGGAAAGGAAGAGGAUGAGGAAGAGGAGAUUUGAGAAAAAAAAAAGUUAUUAGGACUCCUUUUUAGCCCUGCUUGGCUGCACCGUCCAUCAACCAGAGACGAUGGCGUAAACAUGAGCUGUCAAACAGCAGCCUGGCCCGUCAAACCUCCACAGGUACAACAUGAAACUGCCAAUGCGACCGAUUGGAAAUGUCUCUUUGUCUCACUGCUUCAUAAGAGAAAGGGCGGGGGAGGGCGCUAAUAUGGACGAGUUGUCCGUCAGAUGGUGGAGGGACUAGGGUGAAGUAUAUUUGGGGACAGGGGGUUAAAGAGCAAUAUGAACACUGCUGAUUAGAUUCACUAUGCAUUUACAUGUCCUGGACUACAACGAACUGGCACUGAAGGGUCACCCUACACCUACGUGUUCCUCUGGAAUCAUGACUGAUGAGACUGAGAUUUCUGAUCCGACAUUUUUAACUAUAUGCAGUUGAUGGUUAUAGUUAAAGCUGCAUCAAUUCCUUGUUACUUAAAGGCAUCUUGGGUAGAGCCCGACCGAUAAAGGAUUUUUUUUAAGGCCGAUACCAAUAUCCCGUAUUCCGGAUCCAGAAACACGUUUCAAAACAUAAACGGAUUUCCCCUAUCAUUAGUUAUUUGUAGUUAAUUAUGAGUUCUCACUAAAAUUAUAUGAUAAUAAUUUGUUUUAUUGUCUCAACAGAACAGAGGAACAUCAAAAUGCAUUAAAGUUCUGAUAAAUAAAAUGUAUAAAAAUACCAACUGAAGAUAUGAAACUUAAAAGUCCUUUAAAAAAACACAAUAACAAAAAAUAAUAAUCAGUGUUGCCAACAGGGACGUUGUAGAGCGCCCUCUGGUGGACAAACACUGCAACACCAACACUCACAACAUGGCUGACCGUCCGUUUUUAUUUUAAUUUUUAGAUAAAAAUGUUUCUGAUGAAUGAAUAUAAAUAUAUGUAGAUAUAUAAUUUUUCGGUCAUUAUAAAUGCCGAUACCGAUAGAUCGGGAAAUGCCUAAUAUCGGCCAAUAAUAUCAUCCGCCGAUUUAUGGUUCGGGCUCUGCUCUUGAGCUGAUUAUUUACACCCCCAGCAGACAUCCCAUUGGGUCCAUGUUUGUCCCCACUUGAUGAAUGUAAUUUGAUCAGUUUGUAUAUGAAGAUAAUGAUUAGCGCAGCUUUAAUCUGUUACGGAGUACGUGCCGAGUAUGUCUCGUUGCCACGGUGAACUUAACAGGUUUGUCGUUACUUUCUCUUUAUCAUGAAAACUGCGGUUCAAUGCCAAACUGGUUACUGCUGUGUGGAAAGUGAACGAAAUACAGCAACAGCCUUUUCUAACAAACUACACUUUAUCGAGUCUGUUUACAGAUAUCUGAGUCAGACUGCAUCUGGGAUAGUCUAUACUUUGGAAUAAUAAUUUUUUUUGGUCUUCUUUAUGUUUUAAGUGUUUCUGAAAGUAUCUUAACACCGGCUGACGAUCACGUUUUUGCUGACUUCCAGUUUAACGUGUGAAGUACAGGGUGGGGUUACUAGGCUUGGGCAUCGAGAACCGGUUCCUACCAGUGGAAUCGUUUAGGUGGAGGGUUUCAAAUCCAAACGAUGCCCAACCCAAGUGGUUCCCGGGGCUUGAAACCCUUCAACCAGAGAAGAAAACGCUGCUUUUCAGGUUGCUGCCAAUUAUCUCUUCAAAGAUAGUUUGUAAUGAAAUACGGUGAAUUUAUUUUCACAGAUUUUUUUUAAUUUUUUUUUGCAUUCUGAUCUCAUUGUCCAAAAAUAUCUUAUGAGAAGCUCGAUGCAAUUCAAUCUUUAAAUUAAAUGAUAGAAUCGUGUUCAUUACGCGGCCGGAAACAUCGUUCGAGGGAAAAACAAUGGAAAAAAACACUUUGUCGUUCUUUUUUUUAUAUAUGAAUUAGGCUAAAACGUUUAAGAUAAUAAUCUCCCUGCCCUAAAAUAAAAAACUGUAUCCUCUGUGUGGUGGCCAUUUUAGGAUAUGUCUGACUCAGCUCGUCAAACUCAGCUCAGCUGUACGUCAGCUAGCUACAGCUAGCAUGUUAACAUGCUACUAUUGGAUGCUAGCAUGCUAGCUACAGCUAGCAUGUUAACAUGCAACUAUUGGAGGCUAACAUACUAAAUCUUUAGCAUGUUUCCAUCUUCCACCAUGAAGACCCACGAGUUCCAUUCCUGGUAGUGUGACGUUUGCUAAAAGACCUUCAACUAUUUCACCACAAGGUCCAUCAGAAGGUGUGCGGAAGCUUUUGAUUGGUUGAUUGAUCUCAGAGUCAAAAAUUAGCUUUCAAUCUCAUUUUAACGUUUAGCCAACGUUGAUGAGAUAAAGACUUCUCAUCUACGUUGGCUUAAAAUUGAGAUUAAAGGCCAGGAGCGAUUAACCCUUGUGUUGUCUUCCUGUCGAUCAUAAAACCUUUUCUUUUUCUGGGUUAAAAUUUGAAAUUUUACUUUUUUUUUUUUUUUUUUAUGCUUUGGUCUUUUUUUUACACUUUUUGCAACCUUUCUGUUACUUUCCCCGAGAUUUUUGCCGACGUUUUUGUCACUUUCUCUGAUGUUUUUGUUGAUUAUUUUUCCGCACUUUGUUUUACGGUUUUGUUUUCUAAUUUUUGUCACUUUUUUCAGCGAUCUUUUAUCAAUUUUUUUCCAAAUGUUAGAAAAUUGAAUAUAACACCGAAAAAAAAGUUAUUUUUACUUGGGAAGACCGUUGUAUAGAACCAUCCAUGUUAUUUUUUUUUUUAUUUAGUUGAAAGAAACCCAAAUUUCUGAUGUAGAAACCUUUUGAAAAUGGAUCAAAUUUAACCUGAGGAAAACAGGGGGGUUAA
This is a messenger RNA of Etheostoma spectabile (orangethroat darter), 4185 nucleotides long. RefSeq names its product GDP-mannose pyrophosphorylase B (gene gmppb). The record is from RefSeq and is a predicted model, not a curated record. Gene Ontology annotation, biological process: GDP-mannose biosynthetic process. The coding region runs from base 191 to 1273 and encodes 360 amino acids. The transcript is spliced from 10 exons. NCBI's taxonomy places the organism in Eukaryota, Metazoa, Chordata, Actinopteri, Perciformes, Percidae. Gene Ontology annotation, molecular function: GTP binding; mannose-1-phosphate guanylyltransferase (GTP) activity.